CUCUGAGUGCUCAUGAUGGACUUCUCAGUGAAUUUGACUUUAAAUGCUUUGGCCUGCUGCCAUCAUGGGAAAACUGGAGCCGAACACUCAAUAACUUGAAGUUCCUUACAUGAAAAAUGACUCUGAUCAUAGAAACAAUAUCUGCGGCUUUAAAACAGUUUCAUAUCCACUUUUCACAGCCGUCAUGUACUUAAUAUACUUCAUACAGCUGAACCACUUUGAGGUUUUCAGGUUGAGGAAUGAGGAAGUCCCCACUUCCUCGUGGUUAUAGCCGCACUGAAAACAGAUACACAGGGUGGUUCAGACGUGCAUACUCCUCGCAGGAUGGAUUGUAAUAACCUUAAUGAACGUCUGCCUUGUUAGCAUGCUAACACAACAAACCAACACUGUGUACUUAGCAAAUACUCUGCCUGCUAAACAUCAGCAUGUCCGUGUUUAUUCACCAAAAAGAGACCAUGUAAAUUAGUGUAUAAGCUUCAGCUAAGAAUCUUUGUGCUUUUCUUAGCUUAGAAUGAGCCUCUUGUGUCUGUUGCUCUGCAGUGUUGCUGUACUGUUCUAUUAUUCCGUCACUUCUCUGCAGGUUUACUCGGAGGUGGACAGGGUGCGAGGCCUAUGGCGAAUAAAGUCCCGAGGCCUUGUAAGAUGAGCGCGAGCUUUCCACUCGCAGUGAAAGAGAGGAAAAAACUUGACAGUCCACCUCAUGUCCCUGCAGACGAGCUGUCCACAGACAUAGUGAUCCAGGUGAUCAGUAACAUGACCCAGACCAUCAGACAGCACUUCCCCAACCUGACGGUCUAUCCUGCCCUGGGAAACCAUGACUACUGGCCUCAGGACCAGAUGCCCUCCCACACGAACGCCAUCUAUAAAGCUGCGGCCCAGCUGUGGAAACCGUGGCUGCAGCCUGAAGCUCUGCUCACACUCUCACAAGGUGGUUUCUACUCCCAGCUGGUAAAGCCCGGUUUGCGAGUGGUUAGUCUCAACACUAUCCUCUACUACGGUCCAAAUGAAGUCACCAGUAACAUGACAGACCCUGCGGGACAGUUUGAGUGGCUGGAGAAAACCCUGCAGAAAGCUGCUCAGAGCCUGGAGAAGGUGUACAUCAUAGCUCAUGUACCGAUCGGCUAUCUGCCAUUUGUCAGAAACACCACUGCUAUAAGGAAGAGCCAAAAUGAGCGGCUGGUCGCCAUCUGCAGGAAGUACAGCCAAGUCAUCGCUGGACAUUUCUAUGGCCACACCCACCGUGACAGCAUCAUGGUGCUGCUGGACCAACAAGGUAAACCAGUGAACUCACUGUUUGUGUCGCCGGCUGUUACACCAAUCAAAAACGUUAUGGAGCCCUACUCUAACAACCCAGCUUUCCGCAUGUACUUGUACAACACUAAGGACUUCGCUCUGCUGGAUAUCUGGCAGUACUUUUUGAAUCUGACGGAAGCCAACGAGAAACAAAGGUCUGACUGGAGGCUUGAAUAUAUCAUGACUGAGGCUUUUGGACUGACUGACCUGCAGCCACAAAGCCUCCUGCAGCUGGGCCUGAGCUUCAGGCUGCCGCAGGCCAAAGCCUUCGACAAGUACUUCACUCACUUCAUGGUCAGCUACAACAGCAGCAUCACCUGUGAGGGGCGCUGCAAGGUCAGCCAGGUGUGUGCUGUGCUUUACCUGGACCAGCCGUCCUACUCCAAGUGUGUGGCGAGGGGAGGAUGGUAACGAGGGUCCAACAUGAAGGCUUCUGGGAGGAUUUGUCUCAGGGAUCUCAUUCAGUUUUUGAUCAAAAGUGAUCAUCUUAUUUUUUUACUCUGCUGGAAUCAUGAAAAGGGGAAUGUUUCGCACCGGCUCUGCUGCUGCAUGAUAGUGAUCCAACUGUUGCAUGUGUUUUUAUACGUAAGAUCUUCACUCAAGAUUUUUCUUUCUGGCAUCAAAAGUACAAAUUGCACAAUUUAAUAAAUAUUUUGAAAAAGACUAAAUGCACUGAUAAAAUGUGAGAAAAUACUUCUUGAUUAUACUGAACUGCAGCCCUCAAAGUCUUGAAAGUCCUUCUUUCUGAGCGAAGAUUGAAGGAUUCGUGAGGGAUUUCUCAGCGUUUUUGACUUUAAAAUGAUUUAUUUUUAAGUGAAUUAUUUUGUUACCAAAUAAUUGCAUCAGGGAGAGGUUUAUCCAACUGGCUCACUUUAUUCUGAGCUGGUUCCUCAUCAGGUGACAUUUGUUUGAAGAUGUUGUCUACUGCAGUCCAGAAUACACGAAGAACAAGUCCAAGAUGAGUCAGAAUUUGAAUAAAGUAAAAAUAUAAAGCACUGAUGCAGUGUUUAAAAAGUGUUAAAGCUGUCAUGCUUGUUGCAGGAAAGUUUUUUGGGAAGAACGAAUAAAGAGUCAACGGACAAUCAAAAGUUUAUAGAAGGAUUUGUUUUGAUACAUAAAUAUAUAGAUAACUCGCUGAAAAUGGAGAAAGUCCGCCGAUACAAGGCACGUCUGUGUUGCAGCUGACCUGCUGUCUCGUAGCAUAUGAGAAGUUUUUCACCUGAAAUGUGUUCCACGGGAUGCGUUGAAGCUCCUCCCUCCUCAUCACACACCUUUAUUCCCUGUAUGCCUUCUUGCUCUGAUGGAUUACACCUCAUCACUGGACGGAUCUGAUUGCUGCCAGAUGUCGAGCAUCUCUCGAGCUGGUGGCUUUGAGUAAUCAUGAAUACUGAACGUGUUUAAGUCGGCGCAAAAAGGCAGCUCGCGCGACUUUCUCUGAUGUUGCUAUUCAAUGUGUUUCUGAUUGCAGCAGGUCGCCCAACGUCACAUUUAAUUAGAUACAAAGAGUUCAUGAUGAAUGACCAAAAAUACUUUAUUUUUUGUCAGAAGGAUAAAAACAUAUUUUGAUGUGUAAAUACUGAAAAGUAGAUUUUAUCCAAUGAUAACCAGCAUGAGGUAAUCGCUGGGUCUGAGUCUCCAAUAGCCUUAGAGCUCCUGACAAAUGCUGUUCAUGUCCACAUCACUGAAACACCUUUGUAUAUUUGAUAUGUAUACAUUGAUGUGAUGAUAUGAGCAGUGAAAUUAGAGCCAAGAACAAAAUGAUGUUUGCUUAUUUUUCUACUGAAUAAAAUCUGUCUAAAUAAAA
Molecule: messenger RNA, 3097 nt
Organism: Scatophagus argus
Lineage: Eukaryota; Metazoa; Chordata; Actinopteri; Scatophagidae
Gene: smpdl3a
Product: sphingomyelin phosphodiesterase acid like 3A
Exons: 8
Coding region: 613-1704 (363 amino acids)
Biological process (GO): sphingomyelin catabolic process
Molecular function (GO): sphingomyelin phosphodiesterase activity
Source: RefSeq, a predicted model, not a curated record